UGAGGGCUGAGAGAGGCGUGCUCAGGAAGACACUGUUUGGAAAACCAGCGACAUGUCGCUGCAGUUUCAUCCACAAGAAAAAAAAGAAAAGAAAGGUGGACAGAAGUGUAAGGAGUUGCUUUUCCCAUGGCCAACACUCCUCCUCCCUCCCGUGUACUUCCCUCUCGCGCUGUCUGUCUGCUGACUUCUCUCAUUGACUCUCUCCUGCGUGCCUCAGUUGGCUGACUGAGUGCACUGACACCGGGACCACUACCUGCUGCCUGGGGAUUAAGCGCGCUAUGAAUACCCGGAGCCUAAUUUGUUGUUUUGGCUGCCAGUGAAUGUUGGAUACGCACGCAGGAGAAGCUGGAGCCACAGCCUUCUGGCCAGGACUCUCGGAGCGCCUCUGGACUGAGAUAUCCCAGUGAAAAAGGGGACUGGAUGCUUGGGCAAGCGUAUAAAAGAGAGGCAGCAAACACAAGAAUGAGAGACAAUGCUGGACAAGUUAUUUUUCUGAAAGGUAAAACAGCAGAAGCCAAUUCAGCCUAAUUCUUACAAGGGUCAGCGAGAGCCUUAUCCUCUCAUUAUUUGGCUGGAAUUUUUUUCACGGGCUUCUGACACAAGGAAAUAAUGCCCAGCAAAUCCCCGCCUCGAGCGCCUCGCUUCAUUCCCAACCACACGGAGGUUUUUUCUCCUUUUCUCUCUAUGAGGUUUUUCAUUCAUAGCGUCGCUGGAUUUUCUGUAGCUGCUUAGGAAGCAAACAGCUGUGGACUGACAGGUUGAGCAGGCGAUCGCUCGCCUCUCUAACUUUUUCCCCUCCUCUCAGCCACUUCUUUUGACCUGCUUUUGGCCCCAGCUCUCCAGAAGGUGUAAAGGUGGGGGCAGCUGCUCUCCCCCCUCCAUGCGACUCGAUUGGAAUAAAAGGGUAUUGAACCAGCGAGGAGCGGCAGUCACGCAGGACAAGCGGGGGAGAGAAAACACAGACCAUCUCCAUAUGGUUGAGUGAGAGGCAGCCAGCUGCCUUCUAACCAUCCUCCAAAUCACGCGGCGGAAGAUGCAAGGUGCUCCGGUGAUGAUGUCAGAUUUGGAUGGGUUUGGUGUGCGGCGGACCGCACCGUAACCAGGCAAACAAGCUGUCCUGUGGAUACAAAAAAAAGUUGUGUGCAGUUUGAAGCUGAUCAUCGCUGAUAAGAGCACUUAUGCUCCGAUAUUCCAGCAUGCAACAGCCACAAGGAAACUUAAUGAGAUCUGCAGCCAUCACCUCUUAGGGAAAUACUUGUGAUGAUGUUUUCGGCGAGCGCCAGGCGUUGGCAUUCGUUGUAAAGGCGUUUGACAAGAGAAGAAGAAGAAGGAGAGGGGAGCACUCCUCCUUUGCUAAUUAUCAAUCAGGGUCACAGCAAAGAAAAGAUUCCUUCUGUGGAUUUAUCGUCUGUCUGCUCUGGAAGUUUUUCCCCUUUGGAUAUCUGACAAUCCAAACGCACAGAUUCCUGGUUUAGGUUGUACACCUCACAAGCGCACUAAACGCACAUAUUCAGCUACAUUAAUCACCACCCAAUUAAAUCCACACACGUUUGCUCUGUAAGUAUAAAACACACGAGAACACACACAAGCAUACUUCCACAUUAGAAUCCCAUUAGUUUGUUUUUUGUUCCAGCGGCCACAGGAGAAUGGAGGUCGUGUGGACGGGUGGGGGGCUGUAGGAGUCCCUUCAGCCUGUCCUCUUCCCCAAAUGGAUGUUAUUACCUCUAAAAAUGUGCUGCUUGGAAACCGCUGAAAGCUUCCUGCUGCAAUUCUCUGACAGAAACAGUCACGGGGUCUCUGCCACGGUGCACAGCUGGAACCACAACUGAAACAGCCACCAUCUAUUUUUUUGUUGUUGUUGUUGUUGUUUUUUUUGUAUUAAAUUUCAGUUUAUCUUCACCACCUGUCACCCCUAACCCACCGCCAUCAUUUUUUCCAACGGGUCUUUGGGCACCCCUCGCCGAGCUCCUCGUCCCGUCGUCUCCUCUACGCUGGAGGGGCGCGGGUCAUUGGAGUGGAGCAUGAGCGGGUGCCACUACCCCUCACCGCCGCCGCAAGAGCGGGACCGCAGGUACCAGCACAAAGUGUCGCUGGUGGUGCGCUACUUCAUGAUCCCCUGCAACAUCUGUCUGAUCCUGCUGGCCACAUCGACGCUGGGCUUUGCCGUCCUCCUCUUCCUCAAUAAUUACAACCCACUUCACUUCGCACCGACUGUUGAUGGCUGCAGAGGGAUGCUGUGUGGCUUUGGCGCCGUUUGCGAGCGCAACCCAAAUGACCCGUCCAAGGGUGAGUGUGUUUGCAAGAAGGUGGACUGCCCGUCCUUUGUGGCGCCUGUGUGCGGCUCAGAUUCGUCCACCUACACCAAUGAAUGCGAGCUGGAGAAAGCCCAGUGCAACGCACAGCGACGCAUCAAGGUGCUGAGCAAGGGAGCCUGCUCUCUGAAGGAUCCCUGUACCGAGGUGGCCUGCAGCUACGGCAGCACCUGUGUCCAGUCUUCAGAUGGCUUGUCUGCAAAGUGCAUGUGCCCCCUCGGCUGCGAGGGCAAGCCCAAGCAAGUAGUGUGUGGUAGUGAUGGAAAGGACUACGUGAAUGAGUGCGAGCUCCAUCAGCAUGCCUGCAAGAACAAGAAGAACAUUCGUGUGCAGUACCAAGGACACUGUGAUCCGUGCAAAAACGUUUUGAACUGCCGCGUGGAGCCUCUCACCCGCCAGCCACUGAAAUUUGUGCCACUCGAGUUGUGCCCCCUAAGCGAUGAGCCUCUGUGUGCCAGUGAUGGCCGGACGUACCCCAGUGAGUGCGCUAUGAGGGCGACGGGCAUCCAGAAAGGCGUCACGCUCAGAAAGAUCCAUGCAGGACAGUGCACAACGCUGGACGAAUGCAAGGACUGUCCCUUCUAUGGUGUGUGUCUGGUGGAACAGCUGAGUGCCCGCUGCUCUUGUGAUCCCAUCGAGUGUGACGGCACCUACAAGCCUCUGUGUGGGAAGGAUGGUAACACAUACACCAAUGACUGUAUGCGACGCAAGGCGGAGUGCCUGAGCAAGACCCCCAUCGCCACCAAGCACCUAGGACCCUGUGAUCUCAACAUACCGAGCCCGUGCUUGCAUGUAGCGUGCAGUCACGGGGCAGAGUGUGUGGUCAAGAACAACGAAGCGGUGUGCGAGUGUUCCGAAGCCUGCCCGCAAACGUCCGACCCCGUGUGCGGAUCCGACGGCCAGACCUACGGCAGCCCCUGCGAGAUGCGAUUGAUGGGUUGUGCGCUGCAGAAGGAAAUCAGCAUCCAACACAAAGGACCCUGCGAUGAGGCCUGUGCCAACUGCUCUUUUGGGGCAAUCUGCGAUGCCCAGAGCAAGCAGUGUGUGUGUCCGUCAGAGUGUGUCAAGUCCCACCAGCCUGUGUGCGGCAGCGAUGGUACCACCUACAACAGCGAGUGUGAGCUGCAUGUGCGGGCCUGCAAACAACAGAUGGACCUCCGAGUGGUCGGCCAAGGAGAGUGCAAAACAUGUGGCAACACUGUUUGUGCCAUGGGUGCCCGGUGCGUCCAGAAUAGGUGUGAGUGCCCGCCGUGCUCAGGCGAGCCCUACUCCCCAGUGUGUGGAAGUGAUGGCACCACCUACGACAAUGAGUGUGAACUUCGCAGACAUUCCUGCACGCAGAUGACGAGAAUUGACGUGGCGAGGCUCGGCAGCUGCGACGAAGACUGCGGCUCGGGCGGGUCUGGAUCGGGUCAGGAGAGCUGUGAACAGGACCGCUGUCUCGUAUUUGGAGGCACGUGGUACGAAGACGCAGAAGACGAAAGCGACCGAUGCCUUUGUGAAUACAGCUGCACGAGUGUGCCUCACAGCCUGGUUUGUGGUUCCGAUGGGAAAAACUACAGCAACGAGUGCGAGCUGAAGAAGGCCAGAUGUGAGAAACGAGAGCACUUGUUGAUUCAAAAUCAGGGACCCUGUGCAGCCGUAUCUCUGCCGGACCCGACGGUAUCCGAGCACUGCAGCGUGUCAGUGUACGGCUGCUGCUCAGACAAUGUGACGGCCGCCUUAGGAGUUGGACAGGCAGGAUGUCCCGCUACCUGUCAGUGUAAUAUCUACGGCUCCUACAAGGGGACGUGCGAUCCAACCACCGGGCAGUGCUCCUGUAAGCCGGGUGUCGGAGGGCAGAAGUGUGACCGCUGUGAGCCGGGCUUCUGGAAUUUCCGCGGCAUCGUGACAGAGAACAUGAGCGGCUGCACUCCAUGCAACUGCGACGCUACGGGCUCAGUCCGGGAUGAUUGUGAGCAGAUGUCGGGUCUGUGCUCUUGCAAGACGGGAGUGAAGGGCAUGAAGUGCAACGUGUGUCCAGAUGGGAGCAAGAUGGGCAUGAAUGGCUGCGACAAAGGUCCUGAAGCCCCAACUUCCUGUGAAGAGUUACAAUGUAACUAUGGAGCCACUUGCAUUAAGGUGAAUGGCCAGGCCCACUGUGAGUGCCCCUCACCUGACUGCGAUUUGAAAAACAAAACCAAGGUGUGCGGCUCAGAUGGGGUGACCUAUGCCGACCAGUGCCAGCUGAGGACCAUAGCCUGUAGACAGGACAAGGACAUCACAGUGCAGCACUUUGGACAGUGCACAGGUCCCACAAUGGCGAGCACCACUUUACCCACACUUGAGGACAGGUCGUCCUGCGACAACACAGAGUUCGGCUGCUGCCCUGAUGGCAAGACACCAUCCAGUACUCCAGAGGGCGCCAACUGCCCCUCCACCAUGAGGUUCAGCGGUUCCCUGCACCUGGACCAGGUGGAUGGCCAGGACCUGAUCUACACACCUGAGAUGGAGGACCCCAAGUCCGAGCUAUUUGGAGAGACAGCCCGCAGCAUAGAGGGCGCUCUCAAUGAGUUGUUUAGGAAGUCGGCGGUGCACAAAGACUUUAUGAGCGUUCGUGUCCGUAACCUGGCGCCCAGCAACUCCAUCCUGGCCUAUGUCGAGGCUCACUUCAAACCAGAUACAAGAUUCACCGUGGAGGACAUCGUAGGAGCCCUGCUGAAACAGUUAAAGGCCUCCAAAGACACCAGCAUCUCUGUGAAGAAGCCGGAGGAUGAGAAUAUUCGCUUCACCAAUUAUGGCCUGUCCUCCAUCUCCAUCUUCACCACCACUACCACUACCACCACAGCGUCAGUCACCACAGCUGCUCCCACCACCUCGACCAGGCCUCCUACAACUUCCCCUUACAUCACCCGUCGACCGACAGCCACCACCCGCAGGCCCUUCAGCGGCAGACAUAAAUUGGUGCCGGUUACCUCGCCUCUAACCACUACUGCCCUGCCUCCAGCCACUACCGUUGCCCGCUUCACAACCAGGCCUUACCACAAGGUGCUGCAGAAGCCCUGCGACUCCCACCCCUGUCUCCACGGAGGCACGUGCGAGGAAAACGGCAGCGAAUUCAACUGCAAGUGCCCCGCGGGCCGCGGAGGGACUGUGUGCGAGAAGGUGAUCAAGUACUACAUCCCGUCAUUUGGAGGCCAGUCCUACUUGGCCUUCCCAACCAUGAGCGCGUACCACACUGUCCGCAUCGCCAUGGAGUUCAGAGCCUCUGAGAUGGACGGCAUCCUGCUCUACAACGGCCAGGAUCGCAAGAAGGACUUCAUCUCUCUUGCUCUGGUCAACGGCAGGGUGGAGCUCAGGUUCAACACAGGUUCGGGCACAGGCACGGCCCUCAGCAAAGUUCAAAUCAGUCAAGGCCGCUGGCAUCAGCUGGUGGUGACUCGCAACCGCCGAAACGCCAUGCUCAGCGUGGACAGCGAGGCACACAUCGAGGGCGAGAGCCCACGGGGCACAGAUGGCCUCAACCUCGACACCAACCUGUUCAUCGGAGGAGUGCCUGAGGACAUCAAGCAAGAUGUAAAGGAGAGGACAGGGUUGGCAGUCGGUCUGGUGGGCUGCAUCCGCAUGUUAGAUGUCAACAACCGGAACCUCAACCUGCAGGAGAACGGGGGCGAAAGUCUGUACGGCAGCGGGGUGGGUGAAUGCGGCAACAACCCCUGCCUGCCAAAUCCCUGCAAGAAUGGCGGUGCUUGCCAGGUGAAGGAGGCCGAGAUGUUCCACUGCAAGUGCAGCAAAGGAUUCUGGGGUCUAACGUGUGCCGACGUCCACGACCCGUGCAGCCCCACCAGGUGCCAUCCGUCUUCCCAGUGCCAGGCACAGCCCGAGGGAGGCUACAAAUGCGAGUGCCCCAUGGGACGUGAAGGAAGACACUGCGAGAACGUGGUUGAGAGGCAAGGGGCUUACAUGCCACUGUUCAACGGAGACUCUUACCUGGAGCUGAAGGGGCUACAUCUGUACGGGCACGAUCUGCGUCAAAAGGUUAGCAUGACAGUGGUUUUCAUGGCCAACGACUCCAAUGGUUUGAUCUUUUACAACGGCCAAAAAUCAGAUGGAAGAGGAGACUUCAUCUCACUGUCCUUGAGCGGUGGAUUCCUGGAGUUUCGCUACGACCUGGGGAAGGGACCUGCCACCAUAAGGAGUAAAGAACGGAUCCAGCUGAAUGUGUGGAACACCAUCAACCUGGAGCGCUCCAACCGCAAAGGAGAGAUCAUGGUGAACAAGAAGGGUGCUGUCCGAGGAGAGGCACCAAAAUCACGCAAGAACCAGCACGUAGAUCUUAACCUGAAAGAGUCUCUUUUUGUUGGUGGAGCUCCCGAUUACAGCCGACUAGCAAGAGCCGCUGCACUUACGGAAGGCUUCAAGGGAACAGUCCAGCAGAUCACUCUGAUGGGUACGCCCAUCCUCAGGGAGGAGAAUGCCUUGCGUUCCAGCAGCGUAGCCAUGUUCCAGAAUCACCCCUGCUCCAGGGAGCCCUGUCACAACGGUGGCCGCUGCAAACCUCAGCUGGACACUUACAACUGCGAAUGCCUCAGCGGCUUCUCAGGGCAGCACUGCCAGAACACCAUCCACGAGAAGUCUGCUGGCGAGACCGAGGCCAUCGCCUUUGACGGACGGACGUUCAUCGAGUACCACAACGCUGUUACCAGGAGCGAGAAGGCUCUGCUGGUGAACAAAUUUGAACUAAGCAUCCGAACUGACACGACCCAGGGUCUGGUGCUGUGGAGCGGAAAGGGCGUGGAGCGCUCAGACUACAUUGCCCUAGCAAUUGUAGAUGGACAUGUCCAAAUGACCUAUGACCUGGGCUCCAAACCCGUGGUGCUGCGCUCUACUGUGCGUGUUGACACCAACAGCUGGAUACGCAUCAAGGCCAGCAGAGCACUUCGAGACGGCUCUCUACAGGUUGGCAACGAGGCACCGGUGACAGGGUCAUCACCUCUGGCAUCAACACAGCUGGACACAGAUGGAGCACUCUGGCUGGGUGGUCUGGAGGAGCUGCCGGUUGCCCGCCGGUUGCCUAAGGCCUACAGCACGGGUUUCGUUGGCUGCAUCAAGGACGUGGUGGUGGACGGGGUGGAUCUCCACCUGGUGGAGGACGCCUUAAACAGCCCCAGAAUAUUACACUGUUCCGCCGCCAAAUAACUCCAGCAAAGACAGAAAUAUCGCAAGCAAUGAAAAAGAAAAAGAAACCCUCCCACCCGCACCCUCUAUAGCGCCCAUGUCUCCUGCUGUAAUUAUUUUCUAUUUUUGUAUACUUCUCAUCGCUUUUUAUAUGGAAAGAAAAUGAAUAUGUUGUUUUCAUUUUUGUUUUAUAUAUUUUGCUCUUAUCCGCACCUCCGUUCACAGUAAAAAAUUCCUUUUCUUUCAAGGCCCUUCUUUUUUUUUUUCCAAAAAGAAGGCACCUCGGUGAAAACCACAGAUAUUAAAUCCAUGUCACAUUUGAUGUUUUUAAAGAAUCUUUAAAAAAAAAAACAGCCCUACCAGUUUUUUGUUUUUUAUUAUUUUUUAUUCUCAUCCUUUACUUGAACACGGUGGACCCUGCUGAUGAUCUCCGGUUACUGCCUUGUCUCGGUGCCAUAUCUGCCGUUCCACAUUCCCCAAGCAUGGCCUAUACAUCUUUGAUAGACACACAUUCCCUCACGAGAGAUGGAUGCUGUAGCCGGUGCGUGCGUUUCUUCGAUGCUGCAGCCAGCUGCCGACUACAGUCAAGAAACUCUGUAUUCAGCCCUGGUAUUCAGUCCACUGUAUUUUCCUAAUGGGACUUUUCAGAAAUCAGUCAAGCUGCUGCAGUGAGAAAGUACACAGUCAUAAGCACUCGAUCAACCCCAUCUCACAGCACCCUGAAAAGAGGGAAAAAAAAGAAAAGAAAAAACUCUCCACUCGAUCUGAAUCCCAUCCAAGCCUUUAGUUUUGAAAUAUGACUCACUAACACCGCAACCCGAUGUGACGGAGAGAGAGCGCUGCGUGCAACAAUGACUUGCAUAUUAUUAGUCAUAAGUCAAGACAUGAAUCACAGACAUGGAUAGAUGUUAUAAAUAUAGAGUAUAUAAAUAAUACCUGAGACUGUGAAUAUGUAAGAUGGGUUCUCGUUGGAGAAAUUGUGCUUCUCCUGUACUAUUGUGCGUUCUGUUCUACAAUCAGCAGAUGAACUAAUGAUGACCACUAUAAAUGCAUGCACUUCUGCAGUGUUGGUUUGAAAAAUCUGGGGGGUUUUUUUGUUUGUUUGUUUGAGUCCAAGAAAAAGAAUCUAUUUUGAAUAACUGGGAGUCGGGGGAGGGGGGCGUUUUUUGUUCUUGUUUUAAACGAAUCGAGGUUCCUUUUUCUUCUUUUAUUUUCACUUCUCAGUGAUUUCAGAAAGUACAGGCUUCACAGACAUCUUUAAAGUCUGGUCAUUCCUCAUUUUUUUGUUUUUUGUUUUGUUUGUGAUAGAUAUAUAUUUCUGUAUUAUUCUCGGGAGCAGUUAGUUUUUGCAGGGCCUUUAAUGGCGUCUAAGGGAAGAGUUAUUACCAUAUCUGACCUUAAGGAGGUGCUGAAAGCAAAGACUGAAGAAAAGGACAGACAGAAAGGAGGCAAAGGGAGAUCUUAUCACGAGAGCCACUUCUCUUGGGAAUGUCCUGUCAAACAGCAGUCAGUCAACACAAAGAGAAAAAAAUCUUCACAAAAAAAGAGAAAAAAAAACUCUACCUGAGACUUAAAUUCAUGUUUUUGUAUUUCACCUAGGAACAUUCCUGGAGGAAUCUUUUUUUUUUUCUUCUUUCGGCUGUUGAGUGAAAGAAAGAGAGAGAAAAAGAGAGAGACUUUGACGCUAUUGUGACCCUUUGAAGCCAUAGCAGCCGCAAAAAACUGGGAAAACAUACAUAAUCCUUCAGUACUUGCGAUCUAACCUAGUAACGCAUGGGUUUGUUUAACUAGUGCGAAUCCUGUACAAUUCAGUGAACUGUUGCAACGUGGAGUCGUCUUUGCUGAACCACAAUAAGCUUUGAUGAAUGACUGAAAGAAACUUGUUUUGAUAUGAGAACCUUGGCAAUAUUCUGAGACUAAAUCAUGCCUGUUCGUGGUUGAGUAUCAAAUGGUCUUGUACUUUUUCGUUUGUUCGUUUCCUUUUCUCUUAGGUUCCUAAUUAUCUUUCCCUCCUUAAAAGUCAUCAAGCAACCUGUUUUUGUACAGCCCUGCAAUUUUUAAGUGUAAAUUUAGCAACAACGUGUGAUCUGUGGAGGUUUAUGUUUUUAGUACUAUACACUGGAGCCAUGUCUGACUUUUGUCUGUUCACCCACACGAUGCUCUAUACUUCUGUAAAUGGGGGAGGAAUAGCACUGAAGCUGAUUGUGUGCGUCCGCACCAGGGCAGGAAUCCCUCUUCUAGUGUUCCAAGAUGCUUUUAAAAUUCCAGCAGUCACUCUCUCAAAGCUUAAACUGGUCUUAUUUUAUUACACUCUUCUUGGAGUUUGACCACUUCAGGUGGAACCACUUGGACUCGAGAACACACACACACACACACACACAAAAGACAAUUGCAGUCCAUGUAUGGUUUGGAUGGAAACUAUGAAUUGCCUUAAAAACCAGUCAUCUUGAACUGCGAGCAGGUGACGAAGACGUUAUCCAUGUAACUGUUUUGUUACUUUAGCCAGUGUAUUAGCCUCAUUCUGAUAAUGUAAAUGAGUAAUACAAAAUAAUAAUAAUAAUAAUGACUAUAUUAGUAAUAAUGCUCAUACUCAUAUGAAAAAAAUAUCCCAGAGGGCUUACGCAAAUAUCCCAUCUGGCUUUUUACAAAAAAAAUCUUCUAUUUACUGAUUUUUGAAUCUAUUUUCUGUUCCUUAUUUAUGUCUACAUGUGGAUUACCCUCCAUGUCUGGCCUCUGUAAACUACUGUCUGACUGCGCAAACCUCGUCAAAGGGCAGUGCACCGAUAAGAGUGGCAUGACCUGAACAUUACUAACUUUAUGACCUUUGUCUUGUGUUCCUACCACCAUGAAAUAAACCGUCAACCAAAUGGA
Messenger RNA from Maylandia zebra (zebra mbuna), 10340 nucleotides. Lineage: Eukaryota; Metazoa; Chordata; Actinopteri; Cichliformes; Cichlidae. The record is from RefSeq and is a predicted model, not a curated record.